AUGUCUUGUCAAAAAGGUAAUAUUAGUAGAAAACGUACACAAAAAUAUCAAAAUGCAACAACAUUUAAAAAUAAUUUAUAUGAUACAAGUAAAUCAACAAAAGACAUUAAUUCAAUUGAACAUAAAGGUGUAUGUGAACAUUGUAAACAAGUACUUGAAUGGAGAGUACAUUUUAGAAAAUAUAAACCAUUAACACAACCAAAAAAAUGUGUUCGUUGUCAUCAAAAAAAUGUUAUUCGUGCUUAUUACAUCAUUUGUGAUGAUUGUGGUGCUAAAGAUAAUCUUUGUUGUAAAUGUGGACAAAGUCAAGACACACCUAUUCAACGACCUGUUCCUGCUGUUGAAGAAGAACGUGAACAAGCUGAAUUUGAAAUUGAUAUUAAACUACUUCGAGAGAGACAACGACGUAAAUUCUAUCGACUAAUGAAACAAGGAAUGUCUGGUGAAGAAGCUCGUGCACAACUUAAUGUUUCUUCGAAUAAAAAAUCGAACAAUGAUGAUGAUAAUGAUGAUGAUGAUGAUGACGAUGAGAACUACAUUGAUGACGAUUCCGAUAUUGAUGAAGAUAAAUUGACUUGA
Molecule: messenger RNA, 579 nt
Organism: Rotaria sordida
Lineage: Eukaryota; Metazoa; Rotifera; Eurotatoria; Philodinida; Philodinidae
Source: the annotation of a GenBank genome assembly